AUGUGCGAGAAAGCGAGAGUGAUAGUGAGAAUGCUACAAGGCUGCAACAGCAUGAACAAGCUCCAUAAGAUCCACUCUCACGUCAUCGUCAACGGUCUCCAACACCAUCCUUCCAUCUUCAACAACCUGCUCCGCUUCUGCGCCGUCUCCGUCACCGGCGACUUGCCUUACGCUCUGCUUCUCUUCCACAAUUUCGAUUCCGAUCCAUCCACGUCGGCUUGGAACUCCCUCGUCCGCGGCUUCUCCGUCUCCUCCUCCCCACUCUCUUCCCUUCUCUUCUACAAUCGAAUGCUUCUCUCCUCCUCUUCCCGCCCAGAUAUCUUCACUUUCAGUUUCGCCCUCAAGGCCUGCGAGAAGCUCCGCUCGAUUCCGAAAUGCCUCGAGCUUCACGGCUCCAUCAUCCGAUCUGGUUUCCCCGCCGAUGCGAUCGUCUCCACCGGCCUCGUCCGUUGCUACUCUGCGAACGGAAGUAUCGAAAUCGCCUCCAAAGUGUUCGACGAAAUUCCUGUGAGAGACUUAGUCUCUUGGAACGCAAUGAUCUCUUGCCUUUCUCACGCCGGUUUGCACCAUCACGCCUUGAGUAUGCAAAAGCGAAUGGAGAACGAAGGAGUCCGCGUCGACGCGUACACGCUCGUUGCUCUGUUAUCGUCUUGCGCGCACGUUAGCGCGUUGAACAUGGGUGUUACGUUACACAAGUUAGCCUGUGACAUCGACUGCGAGAGCAGCGUCUAUGUGAGCAACGCUCUUAUCGACAUGUAUGCAAAAAGCGGAAGCCUUGAAAACGCUGUGACUGUCUUCAACGGGAUGCGGAAGAGAGAUGUGUUGACAUGGAACUCGAUGAUGAUUGGGUAUGGAGUUCAUGGUCACGGCGUUGAAGCCAUCUCCUUCUUCAGAAAGAUGGUGACUUCUGGGGUUAGACCAAAUGCUAUAACAUUCCUCGGACUGUUGUUAGGUUGUAGUCAUCAAGGUUUAGUCAAGGAAGGAGCUGAGCAUUUCCAGAUGAUGAGUUCUCGGUUCCGUUUGAGUCCCAGCGUUAAACACUAUGGAUGUAUGGUGGAUCUUUAUGGACGAGCGGGUCAGCUCGACAAGGCGCUGGAGAUGAUACAUGCGUCUGGUUGUGGAGAAGAUCCUGUCUUGUGGAGAACUUUGCUCGGCUCUUGCAAGAUCCAUGGGAAUUUGAAGCUAGGAGAAGUGGCGAUGAAGAGUUUGGUGCAGCUCAAGGCGUUUAAUGCAGGGGACUAUGUGCUUAUGACUUCGAUUUACUCUGCAGCUGAUGAUGCUCAAGGUUUUGCUAGCAUGAGGAAGAUGAUAAGAAGGAAUGAUUUAAAGACAACGCCAGGAUGGAGCUGGAUUGAGAUUGGCGAUCAAGUUCAUAAAUUCGUCGUUGAUGACAAAAUGCAUUUGGAGUUUGAACUUAUUUACUCAGAGCUGCAGGGAGUGGUCCGUCGCGCCAUGGUAGCUGGCUAUAAACCAGAGGAUUCGAACGUGACUGGUCCGGUUCUCUCUGACCGGUGUUUAGGAUCUGCGUUUCACAGUGAGAAACUGGCGAUUGCGUAUGGAUUGAUGAGAACUCCUGCAGGAACAAGUCUCAGGAUCACAAAGAAUCUGAGGGUUUGCAGAGAUUGUCAUUCGUUUACAAAAUUUGUAUCGAAAGCAUUUGAUCGGGAAAUUAUUGUGAGGGAUAGAGUUCGGUUUCAUCACUUUGCGGGUGGCCUUUGUUCUUGCAACGACUACUGGUGA
Messenger RNA from Microthlaspi erraticum, 1740 nucleotides. NCBI's taxonomy places the organism in Eukaryota, Viridiplantae, Streptophyta, Magnoliopsida, Brassicales, Brassicaceae. The record is from the annotation of a GenBank genome assembly.